This is a messenger RNA of Dothidotthia symphoricarpi CBS 119687, 3307 nucleotides long. RefSeq names its product TPR-like protein. The record is from RefSeq and is a predicted model, not a curated record. NCBI's taxonomy places the organism in Eukaryota, Fungi, Ascomycota, Dothideomycetes, Pleosporales, Dothidotthiaceae. The coding region runs from base 29 to 3157 and encodes 1042 amino acids. Gene Ontology annotation, molecular function: protein binding. The transcript has 3 exons.
CAUCAGCCUCGCUGCGCCGCCCACAGACAUGCUGCAUCUUGCCGCCGGCAGGCAUGUUACAGAGGUUGCCCCGCGAUGCCUAUGUUGUCACUGUCCGCCUCCUUAUUUCGAACCCAUCCCACUCGAGCCAGCAUCCUCCAAAUAUUCUAUGGAUCCACUUACAGCAUUUGGUCUUGCAGCCAACAUCCUCGCCGUCGUCCAAAUCACUGCUGAGUUACUCACACGGAUCAACGAAUUUCGAUCUACAGCAGAAGGAUUACCCCGAGGGUUUCAGUCUUUACAAAAAGAACUGCCGAUCUUAACACUCUCUCUUAAACGUAUUGAUCUGGCUAUAAAAGAUGGGUUGGUACCUGAUGAUAGUACGGAGGCGCUCAACCCGAUCAUCGAAGACUGCAAAGAGCAGAUCAAAGCCUUGAAAGAUAUCAUCGAUAAAGUAUUGCCGAAAAAGAAUGCGACGACUGUCGCUCGCGUGACGAAAGCUGUUACAAGUUUUCGGUACGAUGGCGAGGUCAAACAUAGGGAAGAGGUGAUAAGGGGGUAUGUGGCUAUGCUGACACUGGAGCGUGUUGUAUCCAGUUCUAGCAGAGACUUGGUUGUGUUGCGGCCCCCACCUACUCCAACAUUUGUCUGCCCAUUUGGACAGGACGCCGAUUUCGUUGAGCGGGCGGUGCUCGCGGAUAUUUUGUCGAAGACAGGACCCGGCUCACGACAAGCGCUUGUCGGUGGAGGCGGCAUUGGUAAAUCUCUGCUCGCCAUCGAAUAUGGGUUUCGGGUACGGAAAACCUCUCCUGAGACGUGGGUGUUCUGGGUAGAUGCCGAGAACAGUGCCAAGUUCGAGGCAGGCUACCGAGAAAUCGCCAAAGCGGUGCAAAUCACAGAAGCGACCACUAAGAAUGCUGAUAUAUUCAAACUCGUCUACGAAUGGCUACGGAACGAACAAAAUGGAUCCUGGGUGCUGAUAAUCGACAAUGCCGAUGACAAAACUGUCUUUACGGACUAUUUGCCAAACCGCGAAGGGUCAGAUGUUGGGAAACAGCUACGCGACUAUCUACCACAAUCGUCGAACGGAUCUAUCUUGGUCACAUCAAGAAGUCGUGAUGCUGCAUUUCAAGUCACGUGUAACUAUCGGCACAUUACUACAGUUGAACCAAUGACUGAAGACGAAGCUAGGAGCAUGUUACAAAAUCAUUUGGAGGGAAACCACAGCGAAAGUGACAUGAAGUUACUCAUCGAAACUCUCGGCUAUAUACCACUUCCCAUAUCCCAGGCUGCAGCAAACAUCAGCAGAAGAUCGUUACCGAUAACCGAGUACUUGAAGGAGUUGAGGGACAGUGAUGAGCGAUCCGCAAGCUUGUUGGACGAGAGCACACCGGAACUGCGUCGUGAUGCUCGUAGGUCCAACUCCAUCGUCGCUACAUGGAGCGUUACAUUUGAGUACGUUCGCAAGACAGCACCCUCAGCUGCUAGGCUCCUGUCGCUGAUGUGUCUGUUUGAUCGUCAGGACAUUCCGGAAGCGCUUCUCCAAGGACAGUACGGGGAAGAAGUGAAUGCACCGUUGCCGAAAACCCGCAAGACUUGGUGGAGACGUCGGCCGCGCAUGCGCCGGACAAAGAAGCAACCUCUAUACGUCAAGUCGCUACCGUCUAACUUCGAAGAUGAUAUGCUCAUGCUGAGAGACUUUAGCCUCAUCAAAUUGAACAAUGAUCGCCACCAUUUCUCAAUGCAUCCACUGGUACAGUUCAUCACAAAGAAAUGGCUUGUCAAGUACAACGAGUUGAAUGUAUGGAGCCACGUCUUCAUCUCGAUUCUUAACAUCAACUUCCCCAACCCAGAUAAAGGUCAAUUUGCCAAAUGCGAACCAUUGCUCGCUCACGCUUACGCAGCGAUUCCUUACCGGCCCUCUGACACUUCAACGCAGUCCCUUUCAAACUGGGCAUCCGUGACAACAAGAGUAGCAAGCUAUUACUAUCAGCGAACCGUCUUCGACACUGCACAAAAGAUGUACCGCAUCGCAUUCGAAGCCUUUGAAAUUUCUCUCGGCCCAAGCGCUCCAGAAACGCUAGAAGCCAAUACAGAACGAGGCAUCAUUCUCUUCCACAUGGGUGAAGAAGCCGAGGCAGAGAAGAUACAUCGUCGCGUCCUCAUGCUCAAGAAACACGCGCUGGGCCCCGAUCAUCCCAGCACGCUGGACACAAUGGACCACCUAGGCGACAGCCUCCGCUUCUUAAAGCGCACCUCCGAGGCCGAACCCCUUCACAUACAAGCCCUAGACGCCCGCCUGCGCACCCUCGGCCCCGCUCACCCAAGCACCCAAAAGGCCCUCGACAAGCGCGGCACCUUCCUCGUCGGCCAAGACCGCUUCGCCGAAGCCCACACUGUUUGGAAGCAAGCCUACACAGCAAGCAGCAAGGGCAUAGGAGACGAAAAUCACUCCAAAUGGUGCAACGAGCUGAACCUGAUCGGCGCAAAACUCUUCCUGGAAGGUCGCUACAAAGACGCAGAAUCCUACUUCCGCGAAGCCAUGACGGAGAUAGAACGAACGCUCUCCCCCACCCAUCCCCAGCACUGGUGCCUACAGAAAACCGCCCUAUACCUCGCGCGCGCCCUCCACGAACAGCAAAAAUACGCAGAGGCAGAGACCAUGUACCGUCGCUCUUUCACCUUGGACGACGCGCAGUACGCCGCCGAUAAUACCGAGGCCUUGCAGCCGAUGAGCGAAUUAGCCGCCCUUCUAUGCAAGACGGGGAAACUCGACGAGGCCGAAACACUGGGUACUCAUUGUUUGGAGCGCCGGACUAGCGUGCUUGGGCCGCAGCAUCGCGAUACGCUGGAGAGCGCGUGGGUACUCGGCGGCGUACUGGAGAAACUGGGCCGGUUUGAGGAGGCGCUACGUCUCUAUCAGACGGCGUAUGAGGGCGCGGUGGAAGCACAGGGCGAGAGUCAUGAGGAUACGAAGGAGUAUUUGAGGGAUUAUACGGCGCUUCGCGAGCGGGUUGAAGAGAUUGAGGGGCGGAACAAGAGUGCUGUGGCGGAGAAUGCGCAGCUUGACUUUGGGUGUGGGGAUGCGAUGGCUGGAGCGGAAGAGUUUGCUUCGAGGUCGGACGGGGCGAUGCAGCUAGGGAUGGGUAGGUUGGAGAUGGUGGGUGUUCUUGCGUGAUGAGUGCCGACCAUGGAUUUACGAAGUGAAAUGAGUGAAUAAGGGGGGAGAGGGGGGUUUGACUGGGCUUACAAUCACGAAUGUAUUACUAUUGACGUUUAGAACCAGAGAUACGCCACAUUUGUCUUGAUAGAAUCAUUGCGCAACUCC